Molecule: messenger RNA, 183 nt
Organism: Prorocentrum cordatum
Lineage: Eukaryota; Dinophyceae; Prorocentrales; Prorocentraceae
Source: the annotation of a GenBank genome assembly
GACAUGAAUGCUAAGAACAUGCAUCGUCCUUACAAGAGGCAGAUCCAGCGCAUCGACGAGAUGGAGCGAAUCAUCAGGUUCCUGGUGGAGGAGCUGUCCCGCCUGCAGGGCGAGGAGGUAGUCAAGUACAACGUGGAGUGUUUCUUGGAGAACAGCCACGAGUACGAGCUAGACAAGGUGGAG